AGUGUGCAACUCAGUGGCGCGAAAGCAUCGGCAGGGAGAGCGUCGCUCGGUUACCUGUGACCAAGAGGGAUGAUAAAAAUUAAUCAUCACUCUUUCGCCAGACUAAACUCACCCUCUGGGUGAAUGAGAAAACGAAGAGGAGAACGGGACUGUGGCCAGUGACGCCUGCACAGCUGUUCUCUGUCCAUACUUGAGCAACUCAGAGUGACCGCGUGUGUGUUGGAGUGAUGAUUGAUGUUAAUUGUCGCUUGGUGGCUGUUGAAUAGAAAAACUCAUGAGGAGUUUGAGUGUCAGUGCUUGGUACUCGAUGAACGAGACGUUUGCCGUUGAGAUAAAUUGUCAUUACGAAUGUUUUAAAUCUCAAGUUCCUCGUGUUAUCGAUAAUAACGAGUCCAUUGGCGUUAGUAUGGUCUGUAAGAUUGUACUGACAUCCACUGAUUUUUACCAGCUAGCUCUCGGCCCACUCCACGUAUUUCAAGGAGGAACGAAAUUAUCUCAUGAUUCAUGAUUUCCAUCGUGAUUUUUACGUCGACAAUUUUCAUACUUUCGGUUCACUCAUUCGUGUUUAGGCAUGCUUGAGAAGCCGAAAAUUGUACGAGCGACCCAGGAGCGCAGCUGGAUCGAGGGGACAUUUCAGAAACGAGAGUGUACGAAAUUCAUCCCCAGUGCCAAAGAUGAACAUAGGCUUGAAGACAUACAAGGAGAUAAAAGUGCUGAAUACGACGUGAUCACCACCUCCAGGUGCUGCUGUGGUCAUUCUUACACCCACCACUGUGGAACUGGAGCGGAUGUACAGAAUUUUGCAACGGGCACGGCGGCUGAAGCUGAGCGGGAACAAUGGUCGCCUGGAAAAAACACGAAACCCGCACCAACAGAUGCAUAUGGAACCGUUGAAUUCCAGGGCGGACCGCAUCCGACGAAAGCUCAAUAUGUUCGAAUGGCCCAUGACACUCGGCCCGAGCCAAUUGUUCAACUAUUGUGCCGAGAAUGGAACCUGGGCUUACCCCGUUUACUGAUAACAGUGCACGGUGGCCGCUCCAAUUUCGAGCUUCAGCCGGCAUUGAAAAAAGUAUUACGCAAGGGUUUAUUGAAGGCCGCCAAGACAACCGGGGCAUGGAUUUUCACUGGUGGAACGAAUACUGGCGUUACACGUCAAGUUGGAGAUGCAUUGCUGCUUGAACGAUCGCAGCGGCAGGGUCGAGUGGUUAGUAUUGGUAUAGCUCCGUGGGGAAUACUCGAGAAGAGCCAUGAACUGGUUGGUCGCGGAGGAGAGGUGCCUUAUGACUCCAUGGCCUCCCCCUGGUCAAAAUUCGCAGUGCUAAAUAAUCGUCAUGCCUACUUCCUCCUGGUUGACAACGGCACAGGUGGUCGAUACGGUGCCGAGAUAGUUCUUCGUCGUAAACUUGAGAAAUAUAUUUCAAACUUGAAACUCCAGCCAUACACGCACAGUAGUAUCCCAGUGGUGGCAUUAGUUAUCGAGGGUGGAACAAACACAAUACGUUCAGUGCUGGAGUAUGUCACAGAUGAACCACCUGUACCUGUUGUUGUCUGUGAUGGUUCUGGGCGUGCAGCUGACCUUAUCGCCUUCAUGCAUAAAUAUGCCACUGAGAGUGAUGAUACUAAGGGUGGAAGCACUGAUGGACCAUUGGAGAGCAUGAAAGAACAUUUAUUAGAAACAAUUAAGCACACUUUCAAAGUAUCACCUGAGCAGGCAGCCCAGUUGUAUUCUGAAUUGCUUCAGUGUACUCGUAAAAAACAUUUAAUAACUGUGUUCAGGAUAACUCAAGAUCGACCACAAGAGCUCGACCAAACGAUCUUGACAGCCCUCUUCAAAUCCCAACAAUUAUCCCCCGCCGAACAGCUCUCCUUAUCACUAAUAUGGAAUCGUGUAGACAUAGCGAGAAGUGAGAUAUUUGUUUAUGGUCAAAAAUGGCCACCAGGUGCACUAGAGCAAUCAAUGAUGCAGGCACUCCAGCACGAUAGAAUAGAUUUCGUUAAACUACUGCUUGAGAAUGGUGUAUCAAUGAGAAAAUUUUUAUCAAUACCACGUUUGGAGGAGUUGUACAAUACUAAAGAAGGACCAUCCAACACUCUGGGAUAUAUACUGCGCGAUGUGAGGCCACAUAUUCCAAGGGGAUACAUUUAUACACUUCACGAUAUCGGUCUCGUGAUUAAUAAAUUGAUGGGUGGUGCUUACAGGCAUCAGUACACACGUCGUAAAUUUCGAAUGAUCUAUGCUAAAGUGAUGAAACGAUCAGGUGGACAUCUCCAGCAGCACAGAAACAGCAUGGCCAGUGGGCUAAAAUUUUAUUCAGGAUCUGGUGAAAAAACGCACGGACUGACAAUGAGCCUUCUCGCUGAGACACUGCCAGCUAAUCGAGAUACACCGUUGUUCGAUUAUCCUUUCAAUGAACUUCUUAUCUGGUCUGUUCUCACCAAGAGACAGCAAAUGGCAUUGCUCAUGUGGCAGCAUGGUGAGGAGGCACUUGCUAAGGCUCUUGUUGCACUUAAAUUGUACAAGGCUAUGGCUCAUGAAGCUGCAGAGGAUGAUCUUGAGACUGAAGUUUAUGAUGAACUGCGAGGAUAUGGGAAGGAGUUCGAAAAUAUCGCACUGGAGUUACUGGACUACUGUUACCGUCAGGACGACGAUCAAACACAGCAAUUAUUAACUUCUGAAUUGCAAAAUUGGUCGGGUCAGACUUGUUUGUCACUGGCCGUGACCGCAAAUCAUCGUCCAAUUCUUGCACACCCAUGCAGCCAGAUUAUUCUCGCGGAUCUGUGGAUGGGGGGGUUGAGAACCAGGAAAAAUACCAAUCUGAAGGUGGUUUUGGGACUGCUGUGCCCUUUUUAUAUAAUCAAGUUGGACUUCAAGACAAGGGAAGAGCUCCAAUUGAUGCCACAAACACAGGAGGAGCACUUGAUCGCUCUGGAGGAUGAGAAUGAAGACAGCGAGUCCGAGCAGGGGACCCCUGUUGGUCCAGAUGUGGAGAAACGUCUACGCAGGAGCCUCAGCAUUUGCAACAAAUCCACCAGCCAGCAGGCCCCAAAGGCUUUAAUAAGCAAUGAACACAGCACGGCAGUUGCCAAAGAGACUAUUGUUCAGGAGAAUGGAAAAGUACUUACGGACAACGACGACAAUCUUCAUCGUCCCUAUGGCCUUCUAUCAGAAUAUUAUGAUAAUAAAACAAAUCGACCAUUACGAUUAAAGAAAAAAUUGUACGAAUUCUACACUUCGCCUAUUACUAAAUUUUGGGCAAACGCUAUAGCAUACAUGGUUUUUCUAAUGCUCUUCUCAUACUGCAUCCUCGUAAAAAUGACUGAAUACCCAGGACUUGCUGAGCUCUACGCAAUAGCUUACAUAUGUACUCUUGGCUGUGAAAAAGUUCGUGAGAUAGCAACGUCCGAGCCCGCAACAAUGUUCCACAAAUUCAGUGUAUGGUCGUGGAACAUGUGGAAUCCCUGUGAUGCAGCUGCUAUUAUAUUCUUUCUUAUUGGUCUAGCACUGAGAGUUAGGCAGGCGACAUUCGAUAUUGGACGAGUCUUGUACUGUGUCGAUUGUAUUUACUGGUACUUGAGGAUUUUGAACAUUCUAGGUGUUAAUAAGUACCUAGGGCCCUUAGUUACAAUGAUGGGUAAGAUGGUGAAGAAUAUGAUCUACUUUGUUGUCCUUUUGCUCGUGGUACUGAUGAGCUUUGGAGUAUCUCGACGAGCUAUUCUCAACCCUAAUUCAGAUCCACAAUGGGUAAUAAUCCGAGAUAUAUUUCUACAACCGUACUUCAUGCUUUACGGUGAAGUAUACGCAGACGAGAUAGCCCCAGACUGUGGGGAUGAGCCUUCAAUGCCCUGCCUUCCAGGUCGUUGGAUAACCCCAAUAGUGAUGUCAAUGUAUCUCUUAGUAGCCAACAUUCUCCUUAUCAAUCUCCUCAUAGCAGUCUUCAACAAUAUUUUCAUCGAGGUGAAUGCAGUGGCCCAUCAAGUUUGGAUGUUCCAACGUUUCACUGUUGUCAUGGAAUACGAGCAAAAGCCUGUUCUUCCACCGCCUUUUAUAGUCUUCUCCCACAUCUGGCUCCUCGGAAGAUACCUAUUCCGUUACAUAACCCAAGGAGAGAUGCGAUCACUCGAGACAUAUGACAACGGUCUGAAGCUCUUCCUCGAGGCGGAUGACAUGGAGCGCCUCUACGACUUUGAGGAGGACUGUGUUGAGGGUUAUUUCACCGAACAACAGCUCAAGCUACAAAUGUCUACAGAGGAACGAGUGAAACUCACGACAGAACGAGUGGAUAAUAUGUCUCAAAAGCUAGAAGAUAUAGAUAAGAAAGAGAACAGCCAGAUAGCUUCGUCCCAAGCUGUGGAAUUUCGUAUGCGUAAGUUAGAAGAAUUGAGUGAACAAACGUUAGCUCAUUUGGGAGUAAUACACAGAUUCAUGGCGACACAUAUGCAAAAUGAAAAUAUAUCAAAUUUGGACAUAGAAAUACGGCCCAGAAGAGUGUCUGAGAGGUCCGAAGUAAUCUCAGAGGCGGACUCACACUCCCAUCUUCCAGGAUUAUUUCCAAGGAGGAGACUCUUGAGGUCUUUAACUGAUGCACCAGUGCUGCACUUAAAUCCCUCCAUUGAUGAUGACACGAUAAAACAGUCAGAGACAGCGACGUCUCGUGAGAAUCUCAGUAGAAAUGAGUCGUCGUCCAGUGGAGAAGUGCUAACGACUGGCCCUAAUGAGAAGCAGACGGCGACAACCAGUCAGGAGGAAAGUGGAGAAAGCAGAGAGAUCCCAGAGGGUGAUGUUAAAAAGCCAGAGGUUGAGAGGGAUACCAGCAGCGAUGUACCAAUGUCAGACAUGCGCCAGGAUUCAUCAGAGAGGGCAACCAGGCAGACAAGCAGAUCACGAUCUGAAUCUGAUGAUGCCAUGCAUCUGGCGCCACCUGGUGGACAGAAAGGUGUCAAAUGGGCUGAUCCUAGGGUUGCCAUCAUUACUGGAUCCAGUGGAGGUCAUCCCAGGUCGACUCUACUCGCUAUGAGAAAUGAAUACACCAGCAUUACUGAUGAACUUGAGGGAUACUGUGGGCUUCUCAGUCCUCCGAGGACUCCUCCUGUAUCGCCUCCUCCCAGCAGAGCCAAACACGUCAUUGAUAUGUCCGAUCCUGAGGUCGCUCUGGAAUUUGAGAAUGAACAUCUCAGGGAUGCAGAGGCAUGUGACUAUCAGCAAAUGGAGGAUCUCAUUCAAAGGAGGUACAGGCAGAAGGACGAUGAUUCCGAUACUGAUGAUGUUGUACCACCACCGUUCUAUGUUGCUAAUGAACAUCGAUUGAGGAGAUCCACUGCCAUCGACGAGGAGAGCAAAGGUAAUGUUCAUCAAAGGAGGAGGGUCCCACCUACUAUCAGCGUUACGAGGGAAAUUGAACAGACUUUAUCAAGACCACCUGCUAUCAGAGAUUCAGAUGCCUCUGAACCUGAUGAUCAAAAUAAUCCGGGUCCUGCACCAGCUUCAGAAACUAUGUGCUGAGGCACUGGCUUCUUAUAGUUUUUAGAAAUGCUAGAAUAAUCAUGUUAUUUUCCAAUUCUAUUAUGAUUGUUUAGGUAGGGAGUGAAGUGGUAGAUUUUUAUGAAUCACAUCUUUUUGUUAUUUGUGUAUUUAGAAAUUAAAUUUUGCGCAUGCCAUUUCAUAUUUUGAACCGAUUCUUUAGUGGGAAGAGUUAGAAAUUUUUUAUCCAAGUACGUAAAAGGCAUUAGUUGUUGAAAAAAUCAAACUACUCAAAAUCUACUUUCUACUGAUUUUUUCAAGUUUUAGCAACAUUCUUUCAAUUUUCCAAGUCUUAGGAAGAAUGAAAGAAUUAAGAUAAAUUUUACCACUUCACAACUGAUCUAGAAUGAUUUUUCCACUUGUAUUAAUCCAAAGUACUUUUCAGCAUUUUAGCUGGAUAAUUAAUUGUUUUUAUCAUACAAUUAUUUUAGCGAAAUUUCGCAUAUCACUCUCGUGAUUAAUUUUUACAAUUAAAUAUAUUCAACGUGAUGAUCACAGCCCACAUCAACAUUGAAUUUUACAUUUGAAAUUUUAGGCUAAAUUAUGUUUUGCGAUCAAUUACACGAUACAAUUUCACGAUACUUAGAUAAAUUUUACUCUAGUCGACAUAACACGAUUAAUUAAAUCGAAUUUCAAGUAACUGAUUUACUUCUUUUAGCCUUUUAUUGAGGUACCAGAAUCUUGUACAAAAGAAAAAUUCGUAGAUUUAGAUUAAUGUACCCGAAAACGUUAGCAAUUGAUAAUUGAGAGCCUGAUUGAGGUCUCUGACUGCUCAAGUCGCGUAUUGGCAUGAAAUUUAAUGAGUCCAUAUAUUUUUUAAUCAAACGUAAAAUGUAAAUAUGAAAUUCUAUUUUUUUCGCUUUCUUGUAAUAUUUCAAUGGUAUAGAUGCCAAUUUUGCUCAAAUGAAGGCGUUUCACUUUAAAUUCAGCAGCAUGCGCUCUUUGUCUGGUGUUAUUUUCAGUUGAAAAAAAAUAUGUUUCAUGUUUUCUAUGACUCCAUGUGUGAGUAACAAUAUAUUUUCAUGUGAUUUAUUUGAAUUUGUGGAAUAAUAAAAAGUGUAAUCUCGAAUGAAUGACGAAACUAGCUCAUAAUUAUAUAUUCAUUACUUAAUAAUUGUUUCAAAAUUACAUUUACAAUAAUGAAUCAAAAAAACUACAAAUUUAUUUUAAGUGUGACCGUAAAUACGCUAUCUAUGAGAGAGUUUGAUGGAAAAAUUGAGUGCUUUACUAAGAAAAUUUCCUUGAAUUUUUGCUUCAAUUCUGUUGAUGAUAACUUUAGACCCCAGAAUUUACAGGGACAAAUUCAUUUAGAAUAUUGUUUAGAGAAUAGUCAAUAUCCUCGAAAUUCUAGUUGCAAUGGAUACUGAAAGGUUGUGUAUUUUUUAUUAUAAAAUUCACGCAAAGAAAUCAUUUACCAGAAUUGAAAUUACAAAUCUGAGAGAUUUCUAAGGAACAGCAUUACAUUUUUCAAUCUUUUUUUUUUGUAAGUGACGCGACUUUGCUGAUAGAUUGUAAUUUUGGAAUUGUCACUUAUUAUUGGACUGAUCAUUCCACCAAAUACCUAAUAAACUUCUUUCUGAGCUUACUGUUACCAUCAAACUCUGAGAAACGAGUGAAUAGAAUGUGAGUCUGAUCGAUCGAAUAUGUGAUACCCACUAAACCACGAAAAACCAAAAAAUAUAAUGUAAUAGAUGAAAUAAAUUAAUCACGUGCACGCGAAGAAUAACAAAUAAUAACAACGAAAUAAUUAUCAAAUGGGUAAUCCUCAUAAUUUAUUUACGUCAAGAUAUCUGUCAAUUAAUGAACAAAACUCAGGGUCGUGCAAAAAAAAUAACUGAAAAAAAUUUAUUAUUUCGUUGAUUAAUUAUGAGAUGAUAUCAUAAUGUAAUUUAAUUUAGUUAAAAUUGAAUGUAUUAGUUAGGACAUUCGAUCGAUCGUUCCAUUAAUGACGUGUGGCAAUUUGAGAUUGAAGAAGGAGGAAAAGUACAAAGUUGAAUUGCAAAAGUUACUCGCCAGUAGUUCCAGUGACGAAAGAAAUAAAAUACAGGAACUCAAUGAUUAAAGGAGAUUGAAUAGGAAUAGAAAUGAGACUUCACUCAACAAAUUUUAUUUUUCAUAAUACCGAAGCAUUACAUUUAUCCUCGCCCGAUCAUCAAUCACAUAUCAGAAUGGCUGAUGUCACAUUUCAGCAAUGACGAGCUCUAACGCAAUCGAUGAUAAAAAUUGAUUUCCUCCUUUAGGGGGAGCUUCAAUAUUCUGAAAUCAUGAUACAAUUGAAUAAUCGUUCGUUUUAUUGUGAGAUUGAACCCGGGGAUGAGAAAUUAAUGAAAAAAGAAGAAUAGAAAUAAUUGUAAAAUUAAUAAUAGCAUCGAAAGUUGUGGAUUGACAAAAUACAAAAAAAUACCAGCAUAA
Molecule: messenger RNA, 7930 nt
Organism: Diachasmimorpha longicaudata
Lineage: Eukaryota; Metazoa; Arthropoda; Insecta; Hymenoptera; Braconidae
Gene: Trpm
Product: Transient receptor potential cation channel, subfamily M
Exons: 16
Coding region: 572-5500 (1642 amino acids)
Biological process (GO): metal ion transport; monoatomic cation transmembrane transport; protein tetramerization
Cellular component (GO): plasma membrane
Molecular function (GO): monoatomic cation channel activity
Source: RefSeq, a predicted model, not a curated record